CUACACCUGGGUGAAUCAGGAGGCAACUGCACAGUAGAGGGCAUCCUUCCUUACUACAGAAAAUUGUGUGACAACCAUCCUUUCUGCUUUGUGUAUGCUCACGUGGACGUGGACCCCUGCCCCACUGUUUCUAAAUAUCUUGAGAUUAUCUACAGCUGUGAACAAAAAGUGUGCCUGCACGGCUUGGGUCUUGAACAUGGGAACAUUUCAGAUGCCCUGCUCUCCGCUUCCUCUUCAAUCGGCUCCUUCACACCCAACAGAGCUCGCCUGAAUGGAAAUUCCUGCUGGAUGCCAUCAGGAAACGCUGCCUCAAGCUGGAUUCAGGUAAACCUUGGCCAGACCAGAAAAAUAACAGGGAUCGUAAUCCAGGGUUGCCCACAGAACGAUCACUGGGUUACCAAAUUUAAGAUUCAGCACAGCAUGGAUGGAUUGACCUGGACUGCCUACACAGCUGAUGGGGAGUUUUUCCCAGGUUCAGUAGACAGAAACACCCCUGAAACUCAGCUGCUGGGGAAGCCUGUGUCAGCUAAAUUCAUCCGCAUCCUUCCACUGGAGUUCAGCGGUCAGGCAGGACUUCGCUUUGAAGUCUUAGGAUGCACGCCUGACUAUGCAGUUACAUGUGACAGCAAGCCCAGCUUCAACUUUGCUAAUGAUAAAAUGACUGUCCACUGUCCAGCAGGCUGUGCCAAAGCUGAUUACACGGUGUAUGGCACCUCAGUAUAUCGAGGGGACUCAAACAUCUGUGCGGCAGCUAUCCAUGCUGGAGUGGUGCUGAAUGACCUCGGAGGAGACUGCACUUUGUUGAAAGUCGAAGGACAGAACUUCUACACUGGAUCCACAAGGAAUGGCAUCACCUCGCGGCAAUAUAAUGGAAACUAUGCUGUAUCUUACACUUUUGCAGAUGGAGAGCUGAGAUGUUCAGGACCCGACUGGUAUGAGUUUGGAGAGUUCUGCUACAAACCUUUUGGAGACAAAAAGACAUGGCACGAUGCUAAGGACACCUGUAGGGCUCUAGGUGCCGAACUUGUGUCCAUCCUCUCAAUGACAGAGCAGAGCUGGCUGGAAAGCUACCUGUACUUGGCCACCAGUGACAUGUGGAUUGGUCUAAAUGACCUCUUUUAUUCCGGAAUGUUUACAUGGUCUGAUCAGCAAAUUGUGACCUUCACGUACUGGGCUCCAGGGGAACCCAACAGCCAUGAUGGUUUUAGUGAGGACUGUGUUGAGAUGUUGCACCAGACUGGCCGAUGGAACGACGUGACCUGCACAGAACUCAAUACCUACAUUUGCAAAAUGCCCAGAGGACAUUACCCAGCGCCCUCUGUACAACCCACUGUGUAUGGAUGUCCUCAGGGCUGGGAUGCGUACGGCUACUCCUGCUACUGGAUGGAAGAGACGACCAGGAGCUGGUCUGAUGCUAAAGCGUUCUGUGAGGGGCAGGAUGCCGUCUUGCUGCACAUCGGAGACAUCUAUGAGCAGUCACAUUUUACAGUGGCUCUGUCAGGAAAGACCGGUUUGUGGUGGAUUGGACUGCGUGCUCAUGGGGGGGCAGGUGGAGGGGUGGACUACAUUUGGGACAAUGAUUCACCUCUCACCUUUACUCACUGGGACAGAAACCAGCCAGAUAAUGGUGAUGGUACUUGUGUGGCUAUGACAUCGGGUCGGGUUGGCGGUUUCUGGGAUGACAAGCAAUGCUUGGACAAAUAUGCCUUCAUAUGUGAAAAACAGAGACCCGACAUCAGCCCGCCCACCAAGGCCCCGACUCCUCCUCCUUCACAGGGCUGUGCUGCUGGCUGGACAGCCAAGCCCCACUUUAGGAACUGCUAUAGGCUCUUCCACAAUGUGGACUGGUCCCUGAAGAAGAGCUGGGAAGCAGCGCUUGAGGACUGUAUCGCCAGAGGUGGUAACCUGGCCAGCAUCCACACUCAGGAGGAAGAAGAGUUUCUGUCUCUGUACAGCAAAGGCACAAGCAAGUGGAUCGGUCUCAGGCGCAACCCAACAGAAGGAGGAUAUUCUUGGACUGAUGGCACACCUCUGUCCCACACCAACUGGGGUUCAGGGGAGCCAAAUGACCACGAGGGCCGCGAGGAUUGUGUAGAGAUGGUGAGCACCACAAAUGGCACCUCCUCGUGGUGGAACGAUCUCAACUGUGAUGCUCAUCAGGAUUGGAUAUGCAAGAUUGCUAAAGGAAAGGACCCCAUCCUUCCCCCUGAGCCCCCCACCCCUGUUCCAGCUCCCGAGUGUGGCUCCAACCCUGGCUGGAGGAAGAACAAAAACAUUUGUUAUUACUACAAUGACACUGACAUAGUCGACUUCCACACGGCUAUGGCGCGGUGCUUUGCAGAAAAAGCCAGACUCGUGUCCAUCCUAAACAGAGAAGAACAAGCAUAUGUUAACAGCAUGGUGGGGACAGGAAAGAUUACUGCAGCCUGGAUUGGAAUGACAAUGUUAGGCGUGGUAAAUGGCCAAUACAUGUGGGUCGACCACUCCCCUGUGACAUACACUCACUGGGCUCCAGGUGAGCCCAACAAUGACAAUGGGGAGGAGCAGUGUGUGCAGAUGAACAGAUAUCAAGGUGGAUGGAAUGAUGCCAACUGUGGUCGGGCUGGAGCAGGUUAUGUAUGUAAGAAAUUCCCGGGAGAUAUUCACACUCCUCCUCCCCCGACACAGCCCUGGGAGGGAAAUUGUCCUGCAGGUUGGCUGCGUUUUAAGAAUAAGUGCUUCAUGUUCAAAGGAAAAAAGCAUGAUAUUAAAGCCAACUGGUCAUAUGCUCGAAGUUGGUGCAGAGACCAAGGUGGAGACCUGGCAGUCAUUGAUAACCAGUACGAAAAUGACUUUGUUGCUAGUUACCUGAGGGACCUGGAGCUCCCCACAUGGAUCGGUCUGUCAGACCUCUUGUUGGAGAAUCAGUACGCCUGGAGUGAUGGAGCCAGCCCAGUGCUGUACACUAACUGGAAUGACAAAGAGCCUAAUAAUGCAAAUGGAGUGGAACACUGUGUGGCGGUGACUCACAGCCCUCUGUCGACAGGCAAAUGGAACGAUGAUAACUGUAAUAACAAUCACAGCUUCGUCUGCUCCAGAAAGAAAUCAAGCAGUAUCAAGCCUCCUCCCCCCACCAAGACUCCCUGCCCAGCAGACUAUAUCUCCUGGUACCUGAGCUGCUACAAACUGGUGGAGGAGCCAGCGACUUGGGAUGCAGCUCAGGCAGCCUGUAAGAAAGAGGGAGGCAACCUGGCCAGCAUCGACAUGAGCUACGACCAGGCCUUUGUUGCUGGAGCGAUCCUGCAGGGAAAAGCUGAUGCCUGGAUUGGACUCAGACGCAAGGACGAUGGUUCCUACAUGUGGACGGAUGGCUGGCCAGUUUUUUUCACUCAGUGGGGACCAGGAGAACCCAGUAACAUUAAGGAUGAGGGCUGCGUGAGUAUGCACGCUUCAAGGAUUUUCCACGGGACCUGGAAUGACACCAAAUGCGACCAAGCUAAACCGUACAUCUGCAAGAAAACCUCGGAGAAACUUCCACCCACUCCUGCCCCUGGUGAUGGGACGUGUCUGGAUUACACGAUCCCCUAUGGCCGCUACUGUUACUUUGUGUACAACGGUCAGAUUGGCUUCUCUUGGCCAGAGUCUGAACACUAUUGCCAGAUGGGCAGGAUGGAGCUGGUCUCCCUUCACAGCAGAGCAGAGGUGGAGUUCAUCAGGAACCACAACGUCACCAAAUAUCACAACAUCUGGAUUGGCCUUACCAGGGAUAGCAACUUUGGUUGGUCCUGGACAGAUAAGACAUCUGUAGGCUUCCUCAACUGGGCUCCCAAUGAGCCCAAUGCAGCCUUUCACCCAGGGAACAUGCCUGAGAACUGCGUGGAAAUGUACCCAGACGGACGCUGGAACGACAACAACUGCAUGGAGAAGAGAGGUUUUGCUUGCCGCCACCGUCAAUACUAUUCCACAGAUGAAAACAAAAAUCCCAUUUAUCCCAGUGAUAAUUCAGCUGUUGAUGCAGCGUUGAUCGCUGGUGCUGUCGUCGCAGCCAUUGUGAUUGUCACCCUAGUAGUUGGACUGCUGUACUACAUCUUUCGCGUGCGUGGCUAUAAACCAAGCUUGACGGCAAGAAGCACCAGUAAAAUUGAUGUGCCUGCCUUCACCAACCCCAACUUCUCAGGAGAAUCGGACACAUAAAAUCAAGUUUUGUACAGCAACACUGACACUUUUAUGCAAAUCAAUAAUGCAGUUUAGAAGUAUCUGGAAUUUUUAUACAAUUAAAUAUCCA
Messenger RNA from Archocentrus centrarchus (flier cichlid), 4264 nucleotides. Its product is annotated as macrophage mannose receptor 1. The record is from RefSeq and is a predicted model, not a curated record. The coding region runs from base 289 to 4173 and encodes 1294 amino acids. NCBI's taxonomy places the organism in Eukaryota, Metazoa, Chordata, Actinopteri, Cichliformes, Cichlidae. The transcript has 31 exons.